AUGUUACUUCAAACUAUUUUUUUAUCUUCAUUCAUCAUAUCAUCAGUUAUAUGCGAUUGUUUUUCUUCAAAACAUGUAGGAGAAUACUGUGCUGAGAAGGCAGAAAAAAGAUUUUAUUACGACCCCAAAUACAAAUGCCAACCUUUUCAAUAUCGAGGAUGUGGUGGCAAUGGAAACAACUUCCAUUCUCUCGAAGAAUGUAGAGAAAAAUGUAUUGACGGAAAGACUAUGAGCAGCACUACGAGCAGGAAUGAAACUCAAGAAUUUGUUCCACAUGGAAAUAGUCAUGAUCAAUGGAGGAAGGCUACGGAAUGUGGAUCUGUUUUUCUAAUUCCAAAUGGCAAAUACGAGAAAUGCAAUCCAUCUUGUUCUGUUAAUCAUAACUGCGUCAAUGGAGUUUGCUGUCCGACCAAAGAAUAUGUAUGCUCUUUACGAUAUGACAGUGGGCACUUCCAAACCGGAAUCGAAGACAGGCCUAGAUUUGCUUGGAACCAUCAAACGCAGGCUUGUGAUAGAUUCAGCUAUUAUGGAGUAAGUGGAAACUAUAACAACUUCCCUUCGUUCUACAGCUGUGUUGGAUAUUGUAAAGACGCCAAGCCUUCUCAUUAA
This is a messenger RNA of Auanema sp. JU1783, 609 nucleotides long. Lineage: Eukaryota; Metazoa; Nematoda; Chromadorea; Rhabditida; Rhabditidae. The record is from the annotation of a GenBank genome assembly.